Messenger RNA from Xenopus laevis (African clawed frog), 1969 nucleotides. RefSeq names its product chromogranin A S homeolog (gene chga.S). The coding region runs from base 137 to 1438 and encodes 433 amino acids. The record is from RefSeq and is a predicted model, not a curated record. The transcript is spliced from 10 exons. Gene Ontology annotation, biological process: negative regulation of catecholamine secretion; defense response to bacterium; negative regulation of insulin secretion. Lineage: Eukaryota; Metazoa; Chordata; Amphibia; Anura; Pipidae. Gene Ontology annotation, cellular component: transport vesicle; chromaffin granule; secretory granule.
GCGGCUGUGAAGGGGCGUGACGUCACUUCCGCCAGGGAUGCGCUAUAUAAAGGAGAGAUGCUGCGGCGCUCAGUAGGUUCCUCGGGCAAGAGCGAAGGAGAGAAGGAGCAAAGGAUUCCAGCCGGCAGCAGUGACAAUGUUCUCCCUGGGAGUCAUCUCCAUAGCCCUGUGCGCGCUGCAAGUAAUAUCAUUUCCAUUACCAGAGCCAGCCAAUAACAAAGAUACAAAGGUGAUGAAAUGUAUUGUAGAGGUUAUUUCACAUUCACUCUCCAAACCUAGCACCGUCCCCAUCAGUCAGGAGUGCCUGGAGACUCUUAAAGGAGAUGACAGGAUCAUUUCCAUUCUCCGGCACCAGAACCUCUUGAAAGAACUCCAGGAACUUGCAUCUGAAGGAGCAAGCAAGAGGGAGCAGAAGAAAAAAAAGAAUGGUGGUUAUGAAGAUGAACUUUCUGAAGUCCUUGAGAGGGCGAAUAACAAACCUGUGCAUUCCGACAAAUCUGACGAGGUCUCUGCUGAGGAUCAGAAGUCUCCAAGACCUGACCAGUCAGCAGAGAGCGAGGAGAGCAAGAGAGAAGUAGAAGAUAAGGAGGAGAGGAGGGCUGGGUCACAGCAGGAAGAGAACAGUCCAGAAGAUGAUGGUGCUGAAGAGCUGGAGAGCAAUGAGAUCAGCAAGAGGGAAGGGUCCCCUGGUGAUGAAGAAAUAGACAACCAUAUCACAGAUGAAAUCAAUGAUCAGGAAAUUUCUACAGAGAAGCACGAAGACACACGUGAGGCUCACAGCUCUGAGGAGGGAACGGCCAAGUCCAGACUGAGUGAGAAAGAUGGAGAGGAAAUGGCAUCAGAUGAGAAAAGAGACUUUGAGAAAGAAACCCCAAAGGAAGAUACAAAUGAAACAGACGAAGAAGAGGAUGAGACCCAGAGAGAAGACAACUCUAUGAAGCCUAGUGAAGAUCAGGAUGUUGACAGAGAAGAUGCCACUAGAGAAAGGGAAAGCAGUAAGGAAGGUGGGAAUCCAGAUGAUGAAACCAUGCAAGGAGGUGGGAGUUCACACCAAAGAGCAUCCAAGAGUGAAGAAGAAACGUCUUCUAAGGAAAUGGAAGACUCCAAACGAUGGAACAAAAUGGAUGAACUUGCCAAGCAGUUAACAGCAAAGAAAUGGGCAGAAGAAAACACUAGUGAAGAUGAUCCUGAUCAGUCAAUGAAGAUCCCACCCAUGGAAAUGAAAUAUAAUCUUGGGGGACCAGAGCCUGAAGACAGACAGUCUUGGCAGCAGUCAGGAGAAGAAAGUAGUGAAAGUGAAUUUAACAUUGCAAAAAGGCCAGAGUUAGAAGGAAGAAAGGAUGAAGAAAGUUCUACCAGGAACUCAGAGAUGCUUAGUGGUAAUGACAGAGAUACUCUAUCAACUAACAUCAUUUCAUCAGGACAAAGAUCUGGAUAGCAUUGCAGCCAUUGAAGCAGAGCUGGAGAAGGUUGCGCACAAGCUCCAUGAAUUGCGAAGAUUCUAAAUUCUGUCCACCAAAUGUGUCACACAGAAUAUGUACUAUUGCACCUUCUAUCUUUCUUUCCUACGCUAAAUCCUUUGUGCUAGAGAGGCUGAAGAGCAAGCUUCCCAGGCUGUUUGGGAGUUUAUCCUUCUCUCAAGCAAAUCUGCCCUUUAGCAAGGCCACACUUCAUGUCUUUACAUUGUGCCCUACAGACUUUCUGUCCAUUUUCACCAAUAUCAUGAUUAAUGGAUGUAGUGUUAGUCACAUUCUUGGGCAAUGGGAUCUCAACCAUUUCCUUUUUUUUUUUUAACAAAAAAUGGUGUGUUUUAUUUUGGAAUUGAGAUGCUUUUUAGAAUAUGUUUCCUUUUGUUAGAAUAACAUAAUGCAAUAACUUAUCUUUUGACUAUAUUGGGGUUAAGGGAUACGUAUAUUCUAUUCAAUCAACCAAUUUAAAACAGGGAAAUAAAAUGCAGGAUUUUUCCUUG